Entrophospora sp. SA101 is the source of this 135-nucleotide messenger RNA. The record is from the annotation of a GenBank genome assembly. Lineage: Eukaryota; Fungi; Glomeromycota; Glomeromycetes; Entrophosporales; Entrophosporaceae.
GAUUGUAUAAAUAAUUCACAAAUAAUAAUUGCAGAUAUCACCAAAUCUAUCAGACAAAAAGAACUUGGUAAAGGUUAUGUUACAGAUUCAGAUGGUAAUGAAUCAGAAUUUAAACACGAAACUGUAAAUAUGUAA